CUCCGCCUGCCGCCACCGCCUCCUGCUCGCACCUGCCCACGGCCCGGGCCUGGCUGGGGCGGGUCCGCGGGCGGGCGGCCUGAGAGGCUCCGGGCCUGCCGCGGGACGCCCCACCCUGCCUGCGCCGGUGCCGCAGCUCCUGUCCAGCGAGCCCCUUAGCUCCCGCGGACCUAGGCAAGCGGGAGCCCUUUGGAGCCCGCUUCACCUACCUCCCCAGCAUGCGGACGCCGACGGAGAUGAUCGUGGGGCUGGUGCUGUGCCCCUGUGGACUCCUGCUGACACUCACGGGCACGCUGGCACCCAGUUGGAGGCAGGUGAGCCUCAUACCUGACCAGCCCAUGGACGUCGUCUGGGAGCAGGGCAUUUGGGACAUAUGCAGAGAGCGGCAGAGCACCCAUGACCGCCUCUGUGGGCAAGCUGACGAGCUGGGCUACUUUGAUCAGGUGCCCGUGCGGGUCGCCCAAGGGCUGAUGCCCUCCUCGCAGGUUGUCACCCUGGUGGGCUUUGUGGUGGCUUCCCUGGGUGUCCGUUGCUGGCAGCGAGAGCCCCGGCACCUAGUGGCCGGCGUGGCAGGGCUGGUGCUGCUCCUCUCUGGGCUGAUGAGCCUCGUGCCCAGCUCCUGGUACACCCAGGAGCUUUGGAUAAUGCCUGCUCCGCCUGGCAGCACACUGAGCGUAGGCUACAGCUUGGUACUGAGCUAUUUGGGAAGCUGUAUGGAGAUCCUGGGGGGGCUGGCCCUCGCCCUCAGCUUCCAUCACUGCUGCAAGGAGCGCAGGGCCCCCAAAUUGCCCCCCACCCCUGUGCCAGAGGCUGGGUCGUGCUCCAGUAGAGCUUACAGCAAUCCCUGGGACGUGCUGGAGGAUGAGCAAGAUGGACAGCACUGGGGGAGCAGCCCACCUUGUGACUCUGACUUGUAGCCCCAGCACUGGGACAGCAGUCACAUCCCUGGUGUCAAGAGCAGUGCUGGCCCCUGCCCCUACAAGCCAUGCCCUUCUCCUGCAACCCCUCUGAACAGGCUGGAAACAAGACCAAGGACCUGUUUUGAAUAUUUGCAACUUCCUCAAAAGCCUGCUGUGCUCCAGGAUCUAGAACUGUGCCAAAGCUAUACUGGAUUGAGGACCAGAGGUGGCUCCAGUCCCUCCAUGCUGCUUUUACCUCAUCUUCCUGUACCAUGCACAGCAGCUUGGGCAGAGACACCUUUGGGGUUCCCAUGUAAGCUACAUACAGAUCAGAAGUGUGUAACCUUCAGAGCUGGCAGUAGGGGAGAUGAGCACCUGUCUCAUGUAUCUGCUUAGCUCAGGACUAUGCGAACAGCAAAAUAAAUGCAAAGCAAUGGG
Oenanthe melanoleuca is the source of this 1337-nucleotide messenger RNA. RefSeq names its product claudin 23 (gene CLDN23). The transcript has a single exon. Gene Ontology annotation, molecular function: structural molecule activity. The record is from RefSeq and is a predicted model, not a curated record. NCBI's taxonomy places the organism in Eukaryota, Metazoa, Chordata, Aves, Passeriformes, Muscicapidae. Gene Ontology annotation, cellular component: plasma membrane; bicellular tight junction. Gene Ontology annotation, biological process: cell adhesion; bicellular tight junction assembly. Bases 219 to 917 code for a protein of 232 amino acids.